AUUUUAGAAGCUGGUAGUUUUACCUCUUCUUGCUCAGUACUACACAUAUGUGGCUCACCAGUAGAUGCUUCAGGAACAUCCUGUAUAUACACAUUUUUUUCUUUCUCUCUUUUUUUUAAAUUUCUCCGGAUUCCUUUGCUUCCAGCCCAAUUCUGGGAUCGAACACCACUCUUCCCCAACAAGCACUCCUUGUGUUUUCCCUGCAUCCACCUUGGGACAUCAUCUCUCAUGGCAGCUUUUCAGAACAAUUUAUGGAACCUGAUUUCUGGAACCUUGGCAGUAGUGUGCCUUUUGUUGAUGGCUACUUUGGGAAUUUUGUUGAAAAACUCAUUUUCCACACAAAGUACUCAGCCAACAUCCUCUCCAGGAUCCACCGUAGAACCCCAAGAAGGCUCUGGCUGCUGUCCUUGCGAAGAGAAGUGGAUUGGGUACCGAUGCAAUUGUUACUUCUUUUCCAAUGAAGAAAAAACUUGGGCAGAAAGUAGGGAUUUCUGUGCUUCUCACAAUUCCAGUCUUCUUCAGCUGGAAAGCAAAGAUGAAUUUAGCUUUAGGAUCUCCGGUGGACGUUAUUACUGGAUUGGACUCAUUUAUUACAAUGAAAGACGUGGUGCGUGGCUGUGGGAGGACGGCUCUGCUCCCUCCCGGGAUCUAUUUCUAUUGUUUCCGCCUCUAAAUCAACAGAACUGCAUGUUGUAUGAUAGCGAUAGUAUUUUGGAUGAAGAUUGUGCGGAGAAACAUGGUUUUAUCUAUCUCUUGAUCUGGGGGAAGGCAGUUACCAAGUUGUGAGACACCCUGUGUAGGGGACUGUGUGAUAAGGAUGGAAGCCUCCUAUGGAAAGCCACAAGGAACUGAGGCCUCUUGCCAGGAGCCAUGUGAGUGAGCCUUCUUGGAAGCAGACUCUCCAGCCAGAGUGAAGCCUUCAGAUGACUACGGCCCAGCAGACUUCCUGACAGCAGUAAGAGAUCCUGAGCCAGAUUCCUCCCUCUAAGCUGUUUAAGAAUUCCUGUCCUUCAGAAACAAUAAAUACUUGUUGUUUAUUUAUUUGUGUAAACUUAAGGAAUGACACAUUAUGAGCCUCAUCCACACCUGGAUCUCAUGAGUUUCUGAACUACGAGCUGAUGAUGUAAUAGGAUGAUAAUUUUGGGGGCCACAGAAAGGGAUGAAUGAAUUUUGCCUGUGGGAAGAACAGAUAUAAUUGGUGGGCAAGGCUGUGCUUCUAUAUUCAGCCCCCUAGAUGGCCCCUACUGGUCCCUGAUUCUGCUAUGGACACCCUUUUAUGAUAAUCAUCCAUAUUCUGUUAAGGUUGACCUGUGUGAGCAAUAGAAUAUGGCCAAAGUUAUGGGAUGACACUUAUGAGGACAGGUCAUAAAUGAGAGUGAGGCUUCUUUAUUCCAAGGUGCUUGAGAAAAUUUAUAAUCUCACCAGCAGUUUAUGUGAGUUUGCGUUGUUCCUUUUCCUCUCCACCACGUACUAAAAAAAAAAAAAAAAAAAUCCAAACCUGUUUUGGUCAAGUUGAUUCCAACUCACAGCAACCAUAUAGGACAGAUUAGAACUGCCCCCUAGGCUUCCCAAGGCUGUAAACUUUCCGGAAGCAGACUGCUACUUCUUUCUCCCAUGGAGCAGGACCUUUCAGUUUGUAGCUAAGCACUUUAUCCACUGUGCCACCAGGGCUCCUACGCUUGUGAAACUCUCACACAUCACAUUCAUCAAUGUAGAUAACAUAUACAUCAUCCCAGAAAUUCUCCGAGUUACCCCAAGUAAUACUUUUGUCCGGUUCCUACCCACACAGAUGACCAUUGUGUGGCAUUUUGUUAGCAUAGAUUUUCAUUUUCUAAAGCUUUGUGUGUAUAUAUAUACAUAAAAUUUAUAUAAUAUAGAGCCAUGCAGUUUGUACAUCUUUUGUUUGGAUUUUGUAGCCAAACAUAAUUAUUUGUGUUGUUAUGCAUAUCAGUAAUUGAUUUCUUCUUAUUGGUGAAUAGCGUUCCUUUUUAUGGGUAGAACACAAUUCAUCCAUUCCCUGUUUGAUAGACAUUUGGGUUGUUUCCAUUUUGUGGUUAUAACUAGUAAAGUUACUAUGUGUAUUCACUCACAAGACAUAGAUCUUCUUUUCUCCUGGAUAAAAAUAAUUUUCUAGGAGUAGAAUGGUUGGAUCAUACGGUGGUGAAUGUUUACAUUUUUAAAAACCUGUCAAACUGUUUUCCCAAGGGAUUGUUCCAUUUUAUAUUCCCACUAGCAGUGUUUGAGAGCUCACUUCCUCCACAUCUUGGCCAGCACUGGAAUGAUCUUUAUACUCUUAGCCAUUCUAAUAAGUGUGCAAUAGUCAUUCAUUGUGUAUUUAAUUUGCAUUUCUCUAAUGAAUUAUGUUUUUGAACAUCUAGUUAUUUGCUUAUUUGCCAUGUUUACCUCUUUCUUGGUAACUUUUCUGUUCAAAUAAGUUGCCAAUUUUGUUGUUUUUACUUUCUUAUUGAGUUGUGAUCAUUUUUGUGUAUUCUGUGUACAAGUCCUUUAUCAGGCAGAUGUUUUGAAAAAUUUUCUCCCAGUCUGAGGCUUGUCUUCUCAUUCUCUUAGCAGUGUCUUUCAAAGAGCAGAAGUUUUAAAUCUUGACAAAGUCCACUUUAUCAGUUGUUCAUUUAUAAAUCAUGCUUUUCACAUCAUUUCUAAGAAAGCUUUGGCUAAAUCAAAGCCACAAAUUUUUUCUUCUUUGUUUUCUUGUAGAAGAUUUAUAGUUAGAUUGUGCAUUUAGAUCCAUGAUUUACUUUGAAUUAUUUGACAUAUUUGUUGUAAGGGGUAAAUCAAAGACUUUUUUUGUUCUUGUUUUUUGUAUAUCUGUAUUUCUCAUGCCAUUUGUUAAAAAUAUUAUCCUCACUCCACUUAAAUGCCUAUGCACCUUUGUCAGGAAUCAAUUUUCCGUAUACAUAUGGAUCUGUUUCUGUGCUCCCUAUUUUGUUUUAUAGAUCUGUUUUUCUCAUUUUGCAUGGAGAGCACACUGUUCUGAAUACUCUAAAAAAAAAAAAGCUGUAUAAAAAUCUUGAAGUCUAGUAGUAAUCACCCUCCAGCUUUGUUAAUUUUUAAGUUGUUUUGGCUGUUGUUGUA
Loxodonta africana (African savanna elephant) is the source of this 3093-nucleotide messenger RNA. Its product is annotated as natural killer cells antigen CD94-like. The transcript has 7 exons. Gene Ontology annotation, biological process: positive regulation of natural killer cell mediated cytotoxicity; stimulatory C-type lectin receptor signaling pathway. The record is from RefSeq and is a predicted model, not a curated record. Bases 229 to 786 code for a protein of 185 amino acids. Gene Ontology annotation, cellular component: plasma membrane; external side of plasma membrane. NCBI's taxonomy places the organism in Eukaryota, Metazoa, Chordata, Mammalia, Proboscidea, Elephantidae. Gene Ontology annotation, molecular function: transmembrane signaling receptor activity.